This is a messenger RNA of Venustampulla echinocandica, 2934 nucleotides long. RefSeq lists its product as uncharacterized. Bases 1 to 2934 code for a protein of 977 amino acids. Gene Ontology annotation, cellular component: cytosol. NCBI's taxonomy places the organism in Eukaryota, Fungi, Ascomycota, Leotiomycetes, Helotiales, Pleuroascaceae. The record is from RefSeq and is a predicted model, not a curated record. Gene Ontology annotation, molecular function: ATP binding; glycerone kinase activity. The transcript has 4 exons. Gene Ontology annotation, biological process: glycerol catabolic process.
AUGUCGUCUCCGAAACACUUCAUCAAUGAUCCUACCCAUCUGGUAAAUUCGGCCCUAAAGGCCUUGACCAUCACCAAUCCCGCCGUCGCCCUCGAUGCCGAGCACAAGGUUAUCUACCGCCGUCCAACCGAUGCCGCAAAGCAGGUUGCUAUUGUGUCCGGAGGAGGCAGUGGCCAUGAGCCUAGCUUUGGAGCCUUUGUUGGAGAUGGAUUGCUCUCGGCCGCUGUAGCUGGAACAAUAUUCGCCUCCCCAAGCUCGGAGCAAAUCCGCCAAGCUAUCACUGCCCGAGUCGACGCUGAGAAGGGCAUACUAGUCACGGUCAUGAACUACACUGGCGACGUGCUUAACUUCGGCAUGGCGGUGGAAAAGGCCAAAUCGGAAGGCUUCAACGUUGAGAUGCUGGUUGUUGGAGACGAUGUGGGGGUUGGCCGAAUAAAGUCUGGGAAAGUCGGCAGACGAGGAAUUGCAGGAACUGUUCUGGUUCACAAGAUCUCUGGUGCCUUAGCAGCAAGAGGAGCAAGCCUCCAAGAUGUCUACAACGUGGCAAAGCUGACCGCCGACAAUAUUGUCAGUGUUGGUGCCAGUUUAGACCAUGUCCAUGUACCAGGCCGAGCUCCCGCCCCGGUUGAUGCGAUCGCUGAUGAGCGUCUGGCCACCGAGGAAGUCGAAAUUGGCAUGGGCAUUCACAACGAGCCCGGAAGCGGACGGGCUGUGGUCGCUCUUCCCGAACUGGUAAGCAGAAUGCUUCAGCAGCUGUUGGACUGGAAGGACGAGGACCGCGCAUAUUUGAACGUCAAUUCAAAUGAGGUCGUCGUUUUAAUCAACAACCUCGGCGGUAUAAGUGUUCUGGAGCUCGGUGGGAUCACCACGGAGGUAAUUGAGCAAUUGGAGAAAACCUACAAAAUCAAGCCGGCUAGGGUAUUGGCUGGGACCUAUAUGACUAGUCUCAAUGGCCUUGGAUUCAGCAUAUCCAUCCUCAACACCGUCAACACAAAUAUCGGUGGCCCCAGCAUGAUUCAGUUACUGGACGAUCCUUGCGAAGCUACUGGAUGGGCCGCCCCGAUCAGAAAAGAGACUUGGGAAGCCAAGUCAAGCCAAGUACGAGAUACUUUAAGCUCGAAAAUAGAAAGGGCCAAGACAAGUGGAUUAAAGCUAAACCCUGAGGCUGCAAGGGCGUCCUUGACCGCUGGUCUGGAGAGAUUGAUUCUUUCAGAGCCUGAUGUUACAAAAUAUGAUACAGUUGUCGGCGAUGGCGACUGUGGUAUCUGUCUGAAGAGAGGAGCUGAAGCUAUCUUGAAGGAACUUAACUUCUCCGGUGACGCAGCAGUGGAUGUGAGCAAGGUCGCUCGAGUCGUGGAGAGCUCUAUGGAUGGAACUUCAGGAGCCAUAUACGCUAUAUAUCUCAACGCCUUGAUCACAUCACUGCAGGAGCAAGCUGCUGGUGAGGCAACCGCAAAGGUAUGGGCUGCAGCACUCAAAUAUGCAUCAGAGGCUCUGUCCAAGUACACUCCGGCACAGCCGGGAGAUCGGACUCUGAUCGAUGCCUUGUACCCGUUCGUUGAUACUCUCAAUUCGACGGGCGAUGUGAAGCAGGCAGCCUUGGCCUCAAGGAAAGGGGCGGCGGGGACAAAGGGCAUGCAGGCCAGUCUAGGCAGAGCCGUCUAUAUCGGCGGAUCAGGCUUUGAGCAAGUACCCGACCCUGGGGCUUGGGGACUUAUAUCUGCUGCUGCAACAGCAGAACGCUUCCCAUCACCAGAUGCUGUCAGAUCUCCCUCGAGAGAACAGGAAGAUCUUCACCGCGCAGUGCGGUGUGAUAAUAAUGACUGUCAAAAAGACACCGAGCCAACUUGGCAGAUCGCACUUCGGAAAAAGAUCGAGCUUCCACAACUUUACACAACAUCAGAAGAGCCUUCCAUCAUAACACCAGACGAGCCUUCAAUCACAACACCAGAAGAAUCUUCCAUCAUAACACCACCACUACAGCUACAGCUGGCAACCAUGUCUAUUACUGACAGCACUGCCAUGUCACUAUCCUCGAACUCGAGCUCAGGCACGAUCGUCGAAAUCGACAUCCCGAGGACAUUCCAUCCAUUCGCAAGGCUACCCAUCACAGUCCGCCGUCAUAUUUGGUCACUCAACAUGCCUGGACCACGCCUCGUCGAAGUCGUCGAGGACAAUAACGACUUUAUUGCCUUUGGAAAACAGAUUACCAAUCUAUAUAUCUGCAGAGAAUCUCGAAGGGAGGCGCACAAGACUCAUCCGUUGAGUUUUUCGGUGAAUUAUAACCCACCGAUGGUCCCGUUCAACUUCGAGACCGACACUCUCUUGCUCGGACGCCGCUUGAUCGACGAGGACAACCACAUAUACUUUCGCACCAACUGCGACCAGGAAGAACUGGCUAAAGUUCGUCGUCUUAUGGUUGACACAGAACUUGUAUGGGAUGAAUGGCAAUAUAGCAAUAAACGACAAAGUCGGAGCCAUCGAAGUAAACGAGAUCGAGGGGCUGGCCUGUGCGGUAUGAGCAGGCUGGUCUUUAAGGGGGUGGAAGAGUAUACAGCUCUAUAUACUGGCUUGGCGGAUCCGCUACCAGCUUGGGCGGAGGUAACUUGGUUUCCAGUACUUCGGCAACACAGUCAAAGAUGGAGAUGCACAGAUGCUGACGCAGUGGAGGUGUACCAGUUCCUCCAAGAGAACUGGUGGAGGUUCGAUAACCACCGACUCAGAUGGCCUGUAGACGCGGACUUGUGCGAGGAACAGCGGUAUGGGGGGAUACCGUGGUACGAGAAGUGGGAGCCGGCCAUUAAGCGCUGGACCAUUCCCAUGGUCUCUACCUUGGGGGUGGAGCCAGAGGUUAUGGCCGCGUUCAACUGGCCAGUGGCUUCGGGUUGGGCGGAGAUGGUGAUGGAUCGCGCCAUUGGUGAUCUGUUUUAUUGA